CUGGGCCCUCUAAAUUCUUUCCGAGCUGGCACCAAGCACCAUGGGACCCUGGCUGGCUCGUGAAGAGCAGGAAAUCCAAUGUUGAAGGCUGGGCUUUGAACUCCUGGGUGAGGCUGGAUUGCAGGCCUUUACACCGCUUAUAAAUCACCGGCCACUUAAAAAGGUGGUGUUUUAAAAGAGGACAAGGUGACAGCAGACGUGGGUCUCACCCCACAAUGAGCAUCUGACACUUUGGGAAGGCAAAGCUCAAAGGAACAAGAGCAAGACAGCACCUGGCUGUGAACUCGGAGCCUGUGCUUCUCCAUCGGAAGAAAGAGGCUGCCUGGUCUCUCGGACGUGCCUGGGCGACAGGUGGCCCUGUGGGAGAAGCUUCAGCACACUCGGGGACCCAGGAGGCUGGCACUCUGCCUGGCCUCAACCACAGCCCAGGAAGCAUGGCUGAUGCCUCAAAGGAGGGGAAACUGACCCGAUUCCUGGACUUUGCGCAGCUGGUGGACAUGGCCUCCGAGUCCGUGGGAGGAAAGAUUUUAUUUUCAACAGACGACUUCUUUGCUCCUGCAGAAAACCUCAUAAAGAGCGACGACCCAAGCUUUAAAGAGCACGAGUACACAGAGUUUGGGAAAUGGAUGGACGGAUGGGAGACCAGGAGGAGACGGACCGCAGGUCACGACUGGUGUGUCAUCAGCCUGGGGAUUCAGGGGAUCAUCCGCGGCUUCGACGUGGACACCUCUUACUUCUCAGGAAGUCAUGCCCCUCGCAUGUCCAUCCAGGCAGCCAACCUGGAGAAAGAUAAACUGCCAGAAAUCCCACAGAGAGGGGUCCGGACAGGAGCCGCAGCCACCCCUGAAGAGUUUGCAGCCAUUGCACAGCUGAAAUCUGACGAUUGGAAUUCCCUGGUUCCUAUGACGGAGCUUAAGCCAGGAAGCACUGCUUCCAGCCACAACUACUUCCUGGUCAACUCCCAGCAGAGGUGGACUCACGUGAGACUCAACAUCUUCCCAGAUGGGGGGAUUGCGCGCCUUAGAGUAUAUGGUACUGGACAGAAGGACUGGGCUGCAACCGAUCCCAAAGAUCCGGUAGACCUGGUGGCCAUUGCCUUUGGGGGUGUCUGUGUAGGAUUCAGCAAUGCACAUUUUGGGCACCCAAACAAUAUGAUAGGAGUUGGUGGGCCCAAGUCCAUGGCAGAUGGCUGGGAGACUGCGAGACGGCUGGACAGGCCCCCGGUGUUGGAAAAUGACAAGAAUGGCCUUCUCCAGGUUCAGGGUUGUGAGUGGGCAGUUUUCCGGCUGGCACAUCCUGGAGUCAUAACUCAAAUUGAAAUCGACACCAAGUAUUUCAAAGGCAAUUCUCCCGACAGCUGCAAAGUGGACGGGUGCAUCCUGACCACCCAGGAAGAAGAAGACAUGGUCAACAAAAAGUGGAUCCUUCCAGCCCAUAAAUGGAAGCCCCUUCUCCCCAUCACCAAGUUGUCCCCCAACCAAAACCACCUGUUCGACAGCCUGACCCUGGAGCUCCAAGACGUCAUCACUCACGCCAGGUUCACCAUCUUCCCGGAUGGAGGCGUGAGCCGCCUUCGACUCAAGGGCUUCCCCAGCUCCAUCUGCCUGCUGCGGCCCCGGGGGGACCCCAGGAUGAGGUUCUCAGUUAAAACGGGUUUUAAGGCAAACCUUUAACCAUGUGCAAAACACUCAUUUCUACACAGCAAUAACUGCCCACUUGAGGUCUUUCCGAGGCUGUCAACACCUGGUGGCUGAAUAAAGUGGUCACCGCACCAAGCAGC
Molecule: messenger RNA, 1780 nt
Organism: Ictidomys tridecemlineatus (thirteen-lined ground squirrel)
Lineage: Eukaryota; Metazoa; Chordata; Mammalia; Rodentia; Sciuridae
Source: RefSeq, a predicted model, not a curated record